Panthera uncia (snow leopard) is the source of this 975-nucleotide messenger RNA. RefSeq names its product olfactory receptor 8J2-like. The coding region runs from base 16 to 975 and encodes 319 amino acids. The record is from RefSeq and is a predicted model, not a curated record. The transcript is spliced from 2 exons. Lineage: Eukaryota; Metazoa; Chordata; Mammalia; Carnivora; Felidae. Gene Ontology annotation, molecular function: odorant binding; olfactory receptor activity; G protein-coupled receptor activity. Gene Ontology annotation, biological process: G protein-coupled receptor signaling pathway; sensory perception of smell. Gene Ontology annotation, cellular component: membrane.
UUUCUCCUUUAGAAGAUGAAAGCCACUGAAUACAUGGCCCCAGAGAAUCUCACCCCGGUGACUGAGUUCAUUCUCAUGGGAGUCUCAGACCGCCCAGAGCUCCAGAUUCCACUCUUCUUUGUUUUCCUGGUGAUCUAUGGGCUGACCGUGGCAGGGAACCUGGGCAUCAUCACCCUCACCAGUGUUGACUCUCAGCUUCAAACCCCCAUGUACUUCUUCCUCAGGCACUUGGCUAUCAUCAAUCUUGGCGAUUCUACUGUCAUUGCCCCGAAAAUGCUGGUUAACUUCUUGGCUUCAAAGAAGACCAUAUCCUACUAUGGAUGUGCAGCCCAACUGGGUGGGUUCUUAGUCUUUAUUGUGGCUGAGAUUUUCAUGUUAGCUGUAAUGGCCUAUGACCGUUAUGUGGCUAUUUGCAAUCCUCUGCUCUACAUGGUUGUGGUAUCUCCACAGAUCUGUCUGCUGCUGGUGGCUGUCCCCUAUGUCUACAGUGCCUUUCUUUCUCUGAUAACCACCAUAAAGAUAUUUAUGUCAUCCUUUUGUGACCAUAACAUCAUUAAACACUUUUACUGUGACAGUCUUCCCUUGUUAACUUUGCUGUGCUCAAGCACACGUGACAUUGAGUUGAUAAUACUGAUCUUUUCAGCAUUUAAUUUGGUGUCAUCUCUUCUGAUAGUGCUUGUCUCCUACAUCCUGAUCCUGAUGGCCAUCCUCAGGAUGAAUUCUGCACAAGGCAGGCACAAGGCCUUCUCCACCUGUGGAUCCCACCUGACAGUGGUCAUUGUGUUAUAUGCCACUCUCUUCUUUAUGUACGUGCAACCCAAAUCCAGUCAUUCCUUUGAUACUGAUAAAAUUGCGUCUGCAUUUUACACGUUGAUAAUACCUAUGUUGAAUCCCAUGAUCUACAGCUUGAGGAACAAAGAGGUAAAAAGUGCCUUGUGUAGGAUAUGGAAAAAUCUGCACAAACUGCCUAUGUAG